Messenger RNA from Pistacia vera, 629 nucleotides. Its product is annotated as serine/threonine-protein phosphatase 7 long form homolog. Lineage: Eukaryota; Viridiplantae; Streptophyta; Magnoliopsida; Sapindales; Anacardiaceae. The record is from RefSeq and is a predicted model, not a curated record. The transcript is spliced from 2 exons. The coding region runs from base 296 to 580 and encodes 94 amino acids.
UACAGAAUUGGUUUUAUUCAAAUUGACUGGCCCUUGGUCACUGCAUUGGUUGAGAGAUGGAGACAAAAGACACACACCUUUCAUUUUGUUGUGGGUGAGAAUGUAACAGUGAUGUUAGGCCUUCGUAUACAUGGUUAUCCAGUGACUAGUAGUGCUAACCUCCAGUGGGACGAUCUCUGUGAAGAGUUGUUAGGGGUGAGAACAGAUCCUAGUGUUCUUCAUGGUUCAACCUUGAAGCUUAGAUGGUUACGAAGGCCAUUUCCAGCAUCUGCCAUUAGAUGCUGAUGCUGUAACUAUGCAGUGCUAUGCUAAGGCAUAUAUCUUAGACUUAUUGGGGUCUCUCUUUCCAGAUAAAUCUGGUUUGGAUGUGCAAUUGAUAUUCUUACCUCUUCUAAGGGAUUUUAAGUAUGCUGGGAAAUUUAGCUGGGGUAGUGUUGUACUAGCCUACCUUUAUCGUGAACUCUGUCGGGCUAGUAAGAAGGGGGCCAGUGAAAUUUCUUGUCAUCUAAUGUUGUUACAGUUAUGGGCAUGGGAGCGUUUGCAUAUUGGUCACCUUAAGAGAUUUGUUACCCAAGAGUAGGAUCCAGUUGCUCCGAUGGUGAAGCUGUAAAGAAUGAGGUGCAAGUUUC